Erigeron canadensis is the source of this 1083-nucleotide messenger RNA. RefSeq names its product desmethylxanthohumol 6'-O-methyltransferase-like. The transcript is spliced from 2 exons. Bases 1 to 1083 code for a protein of 360 amino acids. The record is from RefSeq and is a predicted model, not a curated record. Lineage: Eukaryota; Viridiplantae; Streptophyta; Magnoliopsida; Asterales; Asteraceae. Gene Ontology annotation, biological process: methylation. Gene Ontology annotation, molecular function: protein dimerization activity; S-adenosylmethionine-dependent methyltransferase activity; O-methyltransferase activity.
AUGAACACGUACCAAAAUGGAAUAGAUGACCAAAGUCGUCAUGCAAUGUUGAAAGGCCAGGCCCAAAUCUUGCAGUACAUAUACAGUGUUCUAGAUGGCAUGGCGAUACGAUGUUGUGUGGAGCUACGUAUCGCUGACAUAAUCAAACAUCGUGGCCGUCCUGCCACACUCUCUGAAAUCGCUACUGAUAUUGACUCCCCGUCAAUCAACAUUGAUGGGCUAGGGCGCCUCAUGAGGUUCUUGGUUAGUAGAAAGGUCUUUGAUCAAUAUUCGGAUGGCAACGGGGAUAAAGAAAUGGUUUACUCAUUGAACCAUUGCUCCAAGUGGCUGUUAUGUGACACUGAUAUGACACUGGCGCCACUAGUCAUGAUGCGGACAGACCCAGUGUUUGUUUCGCCUCUUCAUCUAAUGAGCCAAUCAAUUAGACAAGGUGGUUCGACGUUUAAGAAGACACAUGGAAAAGAGUUGUUUGAUUUUUGUAGGUUUAACUCGGAGUUUAAUAAGGUUUUUAACGAAGGUAUGGCGUGCACUGCAAAGAUUACGACAGAUGCAAUUAUGUCGAGUUACAAGAAUGGAUUUCUUGAGUUGAAAGGAAGGAUGGUGGAUGUCGGAGGUGGUAUUGGGAUGGCAAUGUCCGAGAUUGUCAAGGCGUAUCCACAUCUAGAUGGGAUCAAUUUCGAUUUGCCCCAUGUUAUUUCGACCGCACCAACAUAUGAAGGGGUUACUCAUGUUGCCGGGGACAUGUUUAAGGCCAUUCCUCCUGCAGAAACUAUCUUUAUGAAGUGGAUAUUACAUGAUUGGGGCGACAAUGAUUGUAUCAAGAUACUAAAAAAUUGUCGAAAAGCCUUGGCUUCUAAAACCGGAAAGCUCAUUAUUGUCGAGAUUGUUCAAAUGCCGAUGGGAGAUGAUAUUUUUGACGAUACACGACUUACAUAUGAUCUGGUGAUGUUUUCGCAUUUUUCAAGUGGAAGAGAACGAAGUGAAAGUGAAUGGACGAAACUACUCGUUGAAGGAGGCUUUCGUCGUCAUAAUGUGAUCAAGACUCAAGCUCUUCAGUCGAUUAUUGAAGCCUUUCCACAAUAG